This is a messenger RNA of Emys orbicularis (European pond turtle), 1008 nucleotides long. RefSeq names its product deltex E3 ubiquitin ligase 3 (gene DTX3). Gene Ontology annotation, biological process: protein ubiquitination; Notch signaling pathway. Gene Ontology annotation, cellular component: nucleoplasm. Gene Ontology annotation, molecular function: ubiquitin protein ligase activity. The record is from RefSeq and is a predicted model, not a curated record. Lineage: Eukaryota; Metazoa; Chordata; Testudines; Emydidae.
AUGACUGUUCUUUUCUCUUCAGUGUCAUUUGUUUUAUCCAGGAUGGCGGCAUGCGGGGGCGCCACUAAAAAUAAGCUCACGGUCUCUAAGCCCGUCUGGGACUUCCUGACCAAAGAGGCCCCCUCCAAGCUGGUCAAGCUGAAGGAGGAGACCAAGCUGAGCAUUCUGAUCGACGGGGAGACCUCGGAGAUCUACGUGCUGCAGCUCUCCACGCCGGCCCCCGGGGCCGGCAACGGCCUCUACCUGGCCCGCAAAGCCCUCAAGGCCCUGCUCAAGGAGACGGAGAAGGAGCUGAAGAAGGCGCAGCGUCAGAGCGAGCUGGUGGGGUGCAUGGCCCUCUGGACAAACCCGGGGGCGAGCUGCGCCCGCACGGGGCCGGCGUGGUCUCCCGGGGUCAGCAGACCACCGGGGCCAGGGCGGGGGGCACAGGAGGAGGAGGAGCAGGAGAGCCAGUGCCCCAUCUGCCUGGGCGAGAUCCAGAACGUAAAGACGCUGGAGAAGUGCCGGCACUCCUUCUGCGAGGACUGCAUCACGCGGGCGCUGCAGGUCAAGCGGGCCUGCCCCAUGUGCGGGCGCUUCUACGGGCAGCUGGUGGGCAACCAGCCCGAGAACGGGCGCAUGCUGGUGUCCAAGGACUCGGGCCUGCUGCUCCCCGGCUACGAGAAAUACGGCACCAUCAUCAUCCAGUACGUCUUCCCGCCUGGCGUCCAAGGGGUGGAGCAUCCCAACCCUGGUGUGCGGUACCCGGGCACCACGCGGGUGGCCUACCUGCCCGACUGCCCGGAGGGGAACAAGGUGCUGGCGCUAUUCCGCAAGGCCUUCGACCAGCGCCUGACCUUCACCAUCGGCACCUCCAUGACCACGGGCAGAGCCAACGUCAUCACGUGGAACGACAUCCACCACAAAACCAACUGCACCGGGGGACCCCAGCUAUUCGGGUACCCCGACCCCACGUACCUCGCCAGGGUGCAGGAGGAGCUCCGAGCCAAAGGCCUCACUGAGGAUUAA